AUUGACAUUUAUAUAAAAUGUGGUGCAGAGCCAGAGGUUGGAAUUUUGCGCAAAUCGCAAGUGAAAUGAAAGUACCGAGACGAGAGGUUAAAUUGAUAGUGCAAUAAUUUUGCAGUUAGUAAAGAGUACUGUAGUAUCUUAGAUUACCUUGACCUAGCCUUGAGUUCGUUGUGAUCUUACGUUCAAAGUUUGUUGUACCACAUUUCUCAUUCAUAAAUUCCUGUUGCUAUGGCUGAGCCUCAAGAUAUUUUGUUGCAAAAAAUUAAAGAGCAAGGCGAUCUGGUGAGGAAGUUGAAAGCAGCGAAGGAAUCCAGUGAAAAGGGUAAAUCAAGUCAAGAUCUUGGAAAAAUAAAUAGACACCUCUCUGAGUACAGUUAUAUAUCUGGCUAUGUGCCUAGUAAAAUUGAUGUUGAAUUACAUUACAACUUAGAAAGUAAUUUAGAUUUCCAAAAAUACCCUCACUUAAAGAGAUGGUGGAACCAUAUGCGGAGCUUCAGUGACUCAGAGAUAGCUUUGUUUCCAAUUAUUCAUCCAUCUCAUGAUAUAGUAAAUGCAAUAAAGGGCAACAGGAAAAAUUUUGAUAUACAGAUUCAAGAAGAGGUAUCAAAAUUGCUCGCUCUAAAGGCACAGCUGGGGUCUGAAGAUGCUGCACCAUCAAAGUUUGUACUCAAAACUGCAAAAGGCACAAGGGAUUACAAUCCCCAGCAGAUGACGAUCAGGAAUAAUGUGUUACAGAAGAUUAUUACAGUGUUCAAAAAACAUGGCGCAGAGUGUAUUGAUACACCUGUGUUUGAAUUGAAGGAAGUUUUAACAGGAAAGUAUGGAGAAGAUUCAAAAUUGAUAUAUGACUUAAAAGACCAGGGCGGUGAGAUCCUCUCCCUACGAUAUGACUUAACAGUGCCUCUAGCGAGAUACCUGGCAAUGAAUAAGAUUAAUACACUGAAAAGAUAUCACAUUGCCAAAGUUUACAGAAGAGAUAACCCCGCUAUGACGAGAGGGAGGUAUAGAGAGUUCUAUCAAUGUGACUUCGAUAUAGCGGGACAAUACGAUCCUAUGGUCCCCGACGCAGAGUGCCUCUUGGUCGUUACGGAAAUAAUGGACGCCCUAGACAUCGGCAAGUAUGUCCUCAAAGUGAACCACAGAAGGUUACUCGACGGAAUGUUCGAGGCGUGUGGCGUACCUGCUGAUAAAUUUCGCUCCACUUGUUCUACAGUUGAUAAACUGGAUAAGUCCCCAUGGGAAGAAGUCCGUACUGAAAUGAUAAAUGAAAAAGGGGUACAGCCCGAAGCGGCAGACCGUAUUGGCGAAUAUGUGCGCCUCAAUGGCGGAACAGAGUUGGCAGAUAAGCUAUUACAGGACGAGAAGUUAUCUAAAAGCAAGAGCGCGGUCGAGGGACUAGAAGGCAUCAAGCUGUUGCUUCACUAUUGCGAGCUGUUUGGAAUUAAGGACAAAAUCCUGUUCGAUUUGAGCCUCGCGAGAGGCUUGGAUUAUUAUACAGGAGUUAUUUAUGAGGCUGUGUUAACACAGCCAAUCAAAAUCGGCAACGAGGACCAAACUGUUGGAUCGAUAGCAGGCGGAGGUCGAUACGAUAACCUCGUUGGGAUGUUCGAUUCUAAAAACAAACAGGUCCCUUGUGUAGGCGUUAGUAUAGGAGUGGAGCGCAUAUUCUCGGUGCUCGAAGCGAAGUUAGCCGCGGGUGACAUCAGUGUACGGACGAGUGACAUCGAUGUGUACGUCGCGUCCGCGCAGAAAAACUUCCUCGAAGAAAGGAUGAAGAUAUGCGCAGAGCUGUGGAAAGCUGGAAUUAAGACUGAGCAGUCCUACAAAAAGAACCCAAAAAUGCUGAAUCAGCUACAACACUGCGAAGAAAACGGAAUCCCGCUCGCUGUUAUUCUAGGCGAAUCCGAACUCAAACGUGGAUUGGUUAAAAUACGUAACAUUUCCACUAGGAAAGAGGAUGAAAUUCCUAGGGCGAACCUUGUAGACGAACUGAAAUCUAGAAUUGAAGUGUUAGAUAUAAAGGAAAUGAAUGGACCGCUUCAUAAGUAAAUUAGCGAUUGCAAUAUUAUGUACAGUUUCAUUAUUAUGUAAAGUGCCACUGUCUCUGUUCAGCUAAGUGAUUCGCGGACUCAGUGUCUAACACUGAAUGUUAGCCACCUAGGUUGGUUGGUUUUACAUUGCUGCUUCACUGUGUUAUCAAAAUAAUUUUUCGUAGAAAGCCUUCAAUGGAUUGAUAAAUGAGCUCUGUGACUACCAUUCAGUGUGAGAUACUGAGUUUGCGAAUCACCACGCAAGCGGGCGAAAUUGAAACUAGGGCCGCGUCAGCUGCCAUUCAAAUUCAACUAAGUCGCGAGCAUCAGCUAGUAUUACAAUAUAAUCAUGCUAUAUUGAAUCUUCGCUAUGUUGAAAAAAUUUUAAUUGAUUCAUUUUAUCUUGGUUUUCUUAAAUAGCAAUACUAAAUUCUCCACUAGCAAUGACGUCACCUGUAGCCUAAACAGAGUUGGUGGCAUUGUACAAGAUAAACUAUUCAUCUCGGCAAUCUUCGUUUACUCUCGGAACUAAAAAUCAGAUACCUAAUGAAAAAUUUCAAGUCUAUGGUAAUUCAAUGGAUUUUUCAAGAUGGUAAUUUCAGCCCGGCCAACUUACAUUUGGGGAACUAUAAUGUGAAAAGCAAGUAUGUAUAUUUUUCACAAAGUAUCGUAUAAUGGGUAUGGGUCUAUGGGCUGUGGUACUCUAGUAAGGAAAGGAUUGCCGAGGGGAAUAAUUAAUUUCGAAUUAAAACCGUAAAACAAUUUGUACAAAUUUUACAUUGUGAAAAAUGUUUUCACUUGGUUUAAAAAGUUAAAUUGCUUUUUAAAUCAUGUGAAAUAUUAGUUAGAAAAGCGAUUUGUGUAUUAAUAGCAUUUAAAAUUUUCUUCAAAUUAUUUGAUGACACCAAAAACUUUUUGUAAUAAAAAAUCGUUUUUCAUUAUUAAACACUCUCGAUUCUUUAAUAUAAUCUUCUGUUGAUCUGUUCGUAACGUACCUAUACGUGAGCGCAACAUUCUUCCGAUUAAGUUGAAACUUUUAACAGUUGUUCUUGGGACCUGCGGGAAGGUUAACAUAGUGCUGUCAACGUACAAUAAGUGGCAUGCGAGUGGCAUUGUAAUGCAUGCCGUACAUAGAUGUAUUAUUUAUGCUAACUUUAUGAUGCCGGGCGUUAGUUAGUAAAAAAAUAAAAAAACGUACGUAGAUAAAAAAUAACUUCUAAAUAAAAUCGUUUCCAGUGAAAAGCUGAGCUUAUUAAUUUAAAGGGUUACCUUGUUUUUUAUUCAUAAAGUUUAUUUUAGUCAAAAUUAAUUCAUCUACGUUGGUAAAAUCCUGAAAAUUUGAUCUAGAUCUCAUAAAGAGCCUGGAAUUUAAAUGAUUGUUUAAUUUAUUGCUAUUUAUUGUGGAGUAUUCCGUACUUACGUGUUUGCGUACGUGCGUGCUAUCAUAAGUUUACGAAGGAGCUAAAUAAAGCUAAGUUUAAUAAAGCUUAAGGUUAUGAUAUUUUAUUUAUUUACUUUUAACAAUUUACGUUCCUUUUUAAAUAAAUGCAUUUCGUUUUUUUUACGUUCAAAAUAUCUGGUAAACGAAAUAAUUUACGUGGGUAUUUGCUUUUACUAGUUAUGAGGUUCAUGAUUAUGUAGACCGUACCAUAUUUUUGCUUUCAAACUACAUUUUAUGUUAAUUUAUUAGGUAUUUAGAUUCUAUUAGAAUCUACAGCAUUAUUUUAUUCAGUGUUACCGAAACUAAAAGAUGUUUGUUUAUAUUAUGCUUUUACUUUAUUAUUCGAAAGUAUUUAAUAAAUCGUUUUUACCGUA
Molecule: messenger RNA, 3845 nt
Organism: Maniola jurtina (meadow brown)
Lineage: Eukaryota; Metazoa; Arthropoda; Insecta; Lepidoptera; Nymphalidae
Gene: HisRS
Product: histidine--tRNA ligase
Exons: 9
Coding region: 229-2049 (606 amino acids)
Biological process (GO): histidyl-tRNA aminoacylation; mitochondrial translation
Cellular component (GO): cytoplasm; mitochondrion
Molecular function (GO): ATP binding; histidine-tRNA ligase activity
Source: RefSeq, a predicted model, not a curated record